UGAGGAGAGCGAGUCGUGAUUGGUCAAAGGACUCUCUCACCCGCCAUUCUCACCACGCCUCUCUUCCUUCCUCGUGCUAUUUUUAGAAUCUCUUUCUCUCUACCCUUUCAUCUCAUUGAUUCUUUCUCUCUACUAUUUGGAUUGCUUUCCUAUCUGGUUUUGUCGAUUUCCUCUGUUUUUUGUUUUCGAAUCAAAUUCCUUGAAUUCAAUCCAAGAUCAAUCUCACCAUUGUUUAAUAUAUUUGUAUAUGUAUGUUGUGUAUUCCAACGAAGUUUCGUUCUCACUUUCCUCGUACGCAUUCCACUUUUAGCUGAGUUCAUCUCCUUCUCUCCCAAAAAAGCUACUCUAUUUUCAGGAAGGGAGAAAGAAAAAAGUACCCUUUUUCUCACUAGGGUUUCGCUUAGUCACAUUUGUGUUUUCUUUGCGAUUGAUUGGGAAUUUCAGGUCUCAAGUAGAUUCUGGUGCUCCGGGUUUUCAAAGGGUAUUAUUUUUUUUGGUAUUGUUGAUACCAUUUGAGUUUCCAUCUUUUUUCUUUGUUUUCUUUAUCUGGGAUUUGUGUUUGGAUAUCUAUCCAGGGUUCUUGGGUGGAGAUCUUUGUUUGUUUAGUUUCCUUCUGUUAGGUGGAGAGCAAGAAUGGCUUUGAAUUUUUCUUCUCAUUCUUCGCCUGAACAGAGUUUGAGCUCUACCCUUCUGUGCUCUGAUGGGUCUUUUAUGAAUCUUUCCAAGAAAGAAGAUUUAAAUGGAAAAUGCGAUUCGGGUUUUCAGAGUUGCAUUUGGGAAUCGAAGAAUUUAUUGUGGAGUGUGUUGGACUUGAAUGAAAAAGAUGAUGGAUGUGGUGAACAGCAGAGGGGGAAUGAUGAUAUUCUUGCUUGGUUGCCUGUUGAUCCUUUUGGCAUGAGGUCUGUUUUCACAGCCAUCACAGGUCAGUUCGAAGAUUUUGAAAAGGGUAUUGAACCAGGCAGUGGUUUCUCUUUUUCUGAGGAAAAGAUUGAUGAUGAUGGUGGUGGUGGAGUAUCUGCAGGGUUCAUGUGGUUUCAAUCGGAAUUGAAUGAUGUGAAAUAUGAUGAAAUAUCAAUGCCAUGUAAUAAGGUUAAUGGAUUUGGGGUUAACAACGGCUUAUUUGAUGGUGGCUUUGUAUUAAAUGGUGAUAUGGAGGACUUUCUGAGAUAUAUGGAUGUGGAAGAUCGAAUCUUUAAUGAUGAAGUUAUGGAAACUGGAGAUUCUCAAGGCCAAGGAGAUGCUCAUGAAGCUAUUUCAUAUGCUUUGCGUUUUUUGGAUUAUGAGGAUCUUCUUUCUGUUGAAAGGGUUUGCAAAAGUUUGCGUGAGUAUGUUAUUGGGGAUAGUCUUCUAUGGAGGAGUAUCAACAUUGGUUGGCCAUUCUGUCAGAAGAUCAAUGAUGAUACUCUUGUAAAGUUAACUAGCAAGGCUGAAGGCGCUCUCGAAAACUUGAGUCUGGUGCAUUGCAACAAAAUUACUGCUGAUGGUUUGCAGCGUGUGUUUGAUAACAACCCAAAAUUGACAAAGUUAUGUUUAUAUAAUUGCAACGGAAUUAGUUUAACAGACUUCUUGUGUAACCUGAGUUCCAUGAAGUCUGCAGGCAUCCUUGGAUUAAAGCAUCUGAGGGUUGGUGAGCUCUUUGAUGUUAGAAAUAAGCAUCUUGAGGAGUUGAAGUUCUUGUUGGAUGCAGACAGUAGAAUGCCACUUAAAGGCCACAAGCCAAGGUUUUAUAGUGGCGGGCUAUCUCCCUGUUUCUCUGAAGAUGAUGACGAUGAUCGUGUCAUUGACGUUGAGACAUGCCCCAAGUGCCAACAGCCGAUGGUAGUUUAUGAUUGUCCGACAGAGAGUUGUCGAGAGAAUCAUCAAACCACUCAGCUGUGUAGGGCCUGCAUACUCUGCAUAGAGCGCUGCUGUCAUUGUGGUCGAUGCAUUGAUGAUGACACUGAUUAUGUGGAGACAAUUUGCCUAAACUUACUUUGCUUGGAUUGUAUAAGGAACAUUCUUCGUGAUACAGAAAAGAUGCCUGGAGGAGACAAGGGUUCUAUAUGUAGAUACAUGGCUCCAGUAAACAGGUAUGAAUUUUGCUUCAUUAGCUAAACUAGAAGAUAUUGGACUAAGAGAACGAAAAAAAAAAGGCAGAAGCCAACUGAAAAUUGUAUUAAGAAAGGUUCAAGGUUUAGCUCAUGCCUUGCCUCAAAAAGUGAAGAAAAAUACAGGAAAAACAACGACUUUUUUAGCUCAUGACAGAGUACAGAGUGGCUUCCAUGCUGGAAAACUUGCCUCUUGGAUUGCAAUGGAGAUGUUAUUUGAUUAGUCUCCUGUGGAGGUGAAGCAGCAUGUGUUGUUCAUUAUUGGGGAAGCAAUUUUCAGUUCCAUCAGAGGUGAAAAUAAGAAUAAGAAUAAGAAGAAGAAGAAAGAAGUUUCCAUGCUUGAAACUUGACCUCUUGGAUUGCAAUGGAGAUGUUAUUUGAUUAUUCUCCUUUGGAGGUGAAGUAGCAUGUGUUGCAGGUUUAUCAUUGGAGAACCAAUUUUCAGUUUAAUCAGUGGUGAGAGAAGUCUUUGUUGCAGACAGAUAAAGAGAAGCAACAUAUGCAAAGCAAGAUUUUUUUUUUUUUUUUUAAUGAUGAUGCGGAGUUAUAAGAACUUUCUGUGGUGGAUUCCAGUGGUUUAGUUUUUGGGCAUUGUCUGUAUUUUGUUGGAAUUUGCUCAUUGCUUAAUAGACAUUGAUUAUCACAGUUCUUGUUCUUGAUCUUUUCAUCUAAUACAAUAAAUCAACUUCAUAUGUUUGUGGAUUUCA
Humulus lupulus (European hop) is the source of this 2794-nucleotide messenger RNA. Its product is annotated as F-box protein SKIP14. Gene Ontology annotation, molecular function: protein binding. Lineage: Eukaryota; Viridiplantae; Streptophyta; Magnoliopsida; Rosales; Cannabaceae. The coding region runs from base 634 to 2094 and encodes 486 amino acids. The transcript has 2 exons. The record is from RefSeq and is a predicted model, not a curated record. Gene Ontology annotation, cellular component: cytoplasm.